Messenger RNA from Spinacia oleracea (spinach), 1962 nucleotides. Its product is annotated as cytochrome P450 CYP82D47-like. Bases 97 to 1695 code for a protein of 532 amino acids. The record is from RefSeq and is a predicted model, not a curated record. The transcript is spliced from 2 exons. NCBI's taxonomy places the organism in Eukaryota, Viridiplantae, Streptophyta, Magnoliopsida, Caryophyllales, Amaranthaceae. Gene Ontology annotation, molecular function: monooxygenase activity; oxidoreductase activity, acting on paired donors, with incorporation or reduction of molecular oxygen; heme binding.
GUGACCUCCAAAUUGAUAGCCUGAAAGUGUGUUUAUAAACAAUAUCAGCAACAUAAAAAAUACUCCGUAUAAGAACAGGCCACAAAAGAAAAUCAGAUGGAAAUGGAGUUACACAAUCCCAUCCAUCUCUCAGCUGAAGCCACAGGCGCAAGUGUGCUUGCCUUAAUACUAGUUCUUUAUUGCCUAGUAAGAUUGAAGAUGAAUACUGAUAAUGCCAAACAAAAACCACCCCAACCAUCUGGUUCAUGGCCUAUUAUUGGCCACCUACCUCUUUUGAGAAGAGGGCUUCCUCACAUAACCUUGGGAAAUUUAGCCGAUAAAUAUGGUCCAAUUUUCAUGGUAAAGCUUGGUGUCCACCGUGUCUUAGUUGUGAGCACCUCUGAAACAGCUAAAGAGUGCCUAGGGACCAAUGACAAAGCAUUCGCAAACAGAUCCCACACAAUAUUUAUGGAGCAUCUAGGUUACAAUUCUCUCAUGCUUGGCUUCAGCCCUUAUGGUAAAUACUGGCGCGAGAUGCGUAAGAUGGUCGUGAUUGAGCUUUUGUCCAAUCAUCGACUAGAGAUGUUAAAAUGUGUAAGUAUAUCUGAGGUAAGAUCAGCCAUGAAAGUGAUACAUGAUGGGUUCUUGAGCAAGAAAAAAUCAAGUCCAGGCUUUAAUAAUAAUGUAAUAGUGGACAUGAAGCAAUGGUUUAAUGACAUAAACUUAAAUAUUACAAUGAGAUUAGUAGCAGGAAAAUCACUCAAGGAAUUCUACCACAGCAAAGAAGCAUAUAAUAAGUGCGUAAAGGCAUUGAGAGAUUUUUUUGACUUGGGAGGUGCCUUUGUUCCUGCUGAUGCUCAUCCAUUCUUGAGGUGGAUGGAUAUUGGAGGAUAUGAAAUGGCCAUGAAGAAAGUCGCAAAGGAAAUCGACCAUGUAGCUCAAGAUUGGUUGGACGAGCAUAGAGCAAGACGACUCUCUGGGAAAGGAAAAGAAAUGCAGGACUUUAUGGAUAUAAUGCUUGAAUAUUUUGAAACUAUACAGAAUAAGCCUACACAAUCUGAUGCAGAUACAAUCACCAAGGCUAAUAGCAUGGCACUGAUACUAGCAGGAACAGACACCACAACAGUAACCUUAAUAUGGGCACUAUCAUUGCUAAUCAAUAACAGAGAAUCUCUGAAAAAGACUCAAACUGAGAUUGACAACCAUGUGGGCAAAGACAGGCAAGUCGAUGAAUCAGACCUCCAGAAAUUAGUAUACUUGCAAGCUGUCCUAAAGGAGACUAUGAGGCUAUAUCCAGCCGGGCCACUAACACAACGAGAAGCCAUUACAGAUUGUACUGUCAGUGGUUACAAGAUCCUUGCUGGAACACAACUCUAUGUCAAUCUUUACAAGAUACACAGGGACCCGAAAUUGUGGGCUAACCCGUUGGAUUUUCAGCCUGAAAGGUUUCUUACCACUCAUAUGGAAUGUGAUAUCAGAGGGCAAAACUUUGAACUCAUUCCUUUUGGUAGUGGCCGAAGAAUUUGUCCUGGAAUAUCUUUUGCCCUUCAGUCUACGCAGUUCACAUUGGCUAAUUUACUCCAUGGUUUCGAUAUCUCAACUCCAUCUGAUAAAGCUGUCGACAUGACUGAGGGUCUUGGUAUGACCAACCUCAAAGCCACACCACUUGAAGUCCUCCUCAGCCCCCGUCUUCCAGACCACGUUUAUAAAUUGUAAUAUCUCCUAGUCGAUCUGGUUGUUGAUUGAUCGUGACCCAUAGAGAAUCAGCAUUCACCGGCCAUGUAUGUGUCAUUAGUCUUACUACUUACGAUAUAUGUCAGUCACAUAUCUUAUGUGGAAUAACUUAGAUUGCUAAAUGACUCCAACAGAGGAAAGGUGAUGGAGCAAAAUAGUCCACGCUAUCUCAUCUGUUGAAAUGAAUAUGUUAUUCCUACAGCAUUACCAUAGACCAGGUCCAUUAAGAAGAUUACCACACUAUAUGUA